This is a messenger RNA of Mugil cephalus (flathead mullet), 2254 nucleotides long. Its product is annotated as chymotrypsin-like protease CTRL-1. Gene Ontology annotation, biological process: proteolysis. Bases 64 to 1098 code for a protein of 344 amino acids. The transcript is spliced from 6 exons. NCBI's taxonomy places the organism in Eukaryota, Metazoa, Chordata, Actinopteri, Mugiliformes, Mugilidae. The record is from RefSeq and is a predicted model, not a curated record. Gene Ontology annotation, molecular function: serine-type endopeptidase activity.
AGCAAAGUGUGUACAUUCUAUGCAUUUAAAGUUGAGGGUAAGGUGAAAAAGGUUUAGUUAAAAAUGGCUCAGCAGUUCGCCUGUGGUGUCAUUGCGACGAUCGCUCUCUUGUGCGCAGGAUGCCAUUCACAGGCACCAGAAUGCGGCAGAUCUACAAUCAACACCAGAAUUGUGGGAGGUCAAGGUGCACUUGCUGGAAGCUGGCCCUGGCAGGCCAAGUUAUACAAUCAAGGACAAUACUCCUGUGGAGGGUCUCUGAUAAACAAUGAGUGGGUGCUGACAGCUGCUCACUGCACGCCAAUGUAUCAUCUGAGUGACAUAGUGGUCUUCCUGGGCCUCUACAACCACUCAGCUGUGAGCUCCGACGUAGUGUCUCGGACACUUAAGCAGACCGUGAUCCAUCCUGGAUUUGACUUUCUAACAUUAGAGAACGACAUUGGUCUCCUGAGGCUGUCGGCCCCCGUCAAUUUCACAUCCUACAUAAAGCCAGUCUGCUUAGCCUCAGAAAAUAGCAGUUUCCACUCUGGGAUUAGCAGCUGGGUGACUGGUUUUGGUGUUACUGAUUCUGGUUCCUUCACCGACGUUUUGCAGGAAGUGAAUGUACCAAUAAUGGGAAACAACGAGUGCAGAUGCUAUUAUGGAUCCAGUGAGAUUGCAGACUCCAUGAUCUGUGCUGGACUUGAAGCUGGAGGGAAGGAUUCGUGUUAUGGAGACUCAGGAAGCCCACUCAUGAGCAAAAAAGAUGAUGUCUGGGUCCAGAGUGGAAUUGUGAGUUUUGGCCUUGGCUGUGGUCUGCCUAGGAAGCCGGGAGUCUACACUCGUUUGUCUGAAUACCAGACAUGGAUCAGUGAAAGCAUCGAAGGCACAGCAGCAGGCUUUGUUACCUUCACAUCCCCAGGCACUGACAGUGACUUAAACUUUACGUGUUCAACACCACUACCUCCCACUACCCGCUACCCCACCACAGUCACUCCUACCAGUCACACUGACUCUGGGAAGGAUUGUGACAGUGUAUUUGACAGUGGACUAAACCUGGUCCACUUCACUUCGCUCACCUCUCUCUCCCUUCUUGUUCUUUUAUUUCAUUUUAUUGGUUGAUGGUGGCGGAAUGUAACCUGUACCCCAGUACCCAGUAAUGCUCUUGAGUGCAAAUCUGAGAUUAGGGCAGGGUGAUGAGGCCAAAACAUAUAUAUUUUUUGGCAGGUUUGUUAGGAAUUCACAAAUUUUCAUUCUUAAAACUACGUUUCGGAACUAGAGGUUCCAAUCAGUAUCGGGCCCAAAACCAUUCCCUCUAAUGUCUAACAUUUCUUCUGUAUUAGUGGUGGUAGGCUAGCUUUAAAAGUGUACAGAAAAAAAAUUAAUUCCACUAUGGUUCAUAAGAUUAGUGUAAUAACUCAUCUUUCAGAUGAUGUAAUUUUGUGCAAAAUUCUAUUUUCGAGUAAAUCCCGGGUGAAAGUGUGAUAUUAUUUUUCGCAUUGGAUAGUGUAGGUGCACACUAUCUGCAUAUUUUGAGUUGGAGUGAGCAGUUUUGUGACUUUUUAGAGAGUUAUUAUCUAGUGUGCAGUUGCAAGAGAGUUAGUAAGGGACAUGUACGGCGUCUGCCUCACCUUCCUUGGGCUUAUCAUCUUCCUCCAAAUCCUGGAAUUCGGGACCUUCUUCCAAGUACGAGGGCUGCGAUGGAGGAGUUUUGUCCGCCACCACCGACACAAAACUCUCCUCCGUCCCUCCUUCACUGUUAUCCAGAUCCCAGUGAUCCAUCACUUAGCCUAGCUCAGUACGUACACACACACACACACACACACACACACACAUGUACACCUUUAAAGCUGGAAAAAUGUGAAUGAGCUUAUGAUGUUGGAUAACCUGUCCAUUUCUGGAGUAGAGAACAGGUUUUCUACAACCAACAAAUGAGUUACUCUCUCCCCCUAUUUAGCAUUGGCAUUCCUGUUUACUGGACUUACAGUUGCACAGUUGCAAGUAUCUCAAGGCACACAGUAUCCACUAACAUCUCACACACAAGAAUAUGGGUCUUCUGUCUACGAACAGAGUGGUGAAACUGAACUUUUACUACAGUAAUGUACUUUAGUAAAACAUUUGAAGCAUGUCUAUGAGAUUAUAUGUUUUUUUAUAUAUGUUACUAUUACAUAGUAUACUGUUAUCACAAUAUGAUGACUUGAUUUAAACCCUUUCGUCUUGUUCUAUGGUGGAAUCAUGGUUCCCAUUUAAGUUUCAUGAAUAAAGCAUAACAAGCACA